AUGAAGACCCAUUACUGGGUUCGAGCUGCUUCUUCAGAUUUUACUGGAAUUCUUCCCCAACCUCGAAGUGGUCACACAGCUGUGGACAUCGGGAAAUCGAAGAUCGUGGUUUUCGGAGGUCUAGUCGACAAGAAGUUCCUCAAUGAUGUCACUGUUUAUGACAUUGAGAACAAGUUGUGGUUUCAGCCGGAGUGCACAGGUAGCUAUUCUGGUGGGCAAGUGGGUCCAAGCCCACGAGCUUUCCACGUUGCUGUUUCAAUUGAUUGUCACAUGUUCAUUUUUGGUGGGAGGGCUGGUGGUAAAAGGUUGGGUGAUUUUUGGGUCCUAGAUACCGAUAUAUGGCAAUGGUCUGAGCUUUCAAGUUUUGGCGACUUGCCUUCUGCAAGGGAUUUUGCAGCUGCUUCAGCCAUUGGCAAUCGUAAAAUUGUUAUGUAUGGUGGUUGGGAUGGUAAGAAAUGGCUGUCAGACGUCUAUGUCCUAGAUACAAUUUCAUUAGAGUGGACUGAGUUGUCAGUUUCUGGAACAAUACCUCCUCCGAGAUGUGGGCAUUCUGCAACAAUGGUGGAGAAACGGUUGCUUAUGUAUGGUGGUAGAGGAGGUGGCGGACCAAUCAUGGGUGAUCUAUGGGCUUUAAAGGGCCUUAUUGAAGAAGAAAAUGAAACUCCCGGAUGGACACAACUGAAGCUUCCUGGUCAAGCUCCUUCACCCCGUUGUGGACACACCAUCACAUCUGGAGGGCACUAUCUCUUAUUGUUUGGAGGGCAUGGAACUGGUGGUUGGUUGAGCCGUUAUGAUAUUUAUCAUAACGACUGUAUUGUUCUAGACAGGGUGUCUGCGCAGUGGAAACGUUUGCCAACUAGUAAUGAACCCCCGGCUGCUCGAGCAUACCAUUCUAUGAAUUAUGUUGGUUCACGUUACUUACUGUUUGGCGGCUUUGACGGAAAGUCAACCUAUGAUGAUCUAUGGUGGCUCGUACCUGAAGGGGACCCUAUUGCAAAGAGGAUGAUAACAUCUCCAUCUGAAGUUAUGUCAGAAAAUAGGAAUACAACCAUGGUAAAUGAUACCCUAUCUGGAACCAAGGAAGGCCAAAUGGAAGGAUCUGCAGUGUUCGAGUUGCAGAAAAGAUUAGAAAUUUCAGUUUUACGUUUUAAUCCCGAGAAAAUCGUAGAUGAAAUGGAAGAUAGAGAAUUUGUCCAACUGGCAUCAAGAGUGGUUGGUGAAGGGGCUGUGGAAAAGAGAGAGGCACUCCGUGAUCACUGGAUGAAGUCUACACCAAGGUCAAUAACAUUGAAGGAGCUUAGUCCAUUACUGCACGACUACCAACGAUUGAUUACUCGGCACAAUAUAGGAAAGGCUGGAUCAAAUUUACAACCUGCGAAAUAUGGUUUUAGUGGAAAGGAAGCUUUUCGAUUUUAUCAUGUUAGAAAUGCUUCUCAGUUGCGUAUGGAUGAUAUCCCAAAUCUAUUGGAGGAAUACAAAGUGCUUCUAUCAUCUGUAAGAACGAACUGA
Fraxinus pennsylvanica is the source of this 1509-nucleotide messenger RNA. The record is from the annotation of a GenBank genome assembly. Lineage: Eukaryota; Viridiplantae; Streptophyta; Magnoliopsida; Lamiales; Oleaceae.